Molecule: messenger RNA, 1701 nt
Organism: Hyaloperonospora brassicae
Lineage: Eukaryota; Oomycota; Peronosporomycetes; Peronosporales; Peronosporaceae
Source: the annotation of a GenBank genome assembly
AUGCGCCUCCAAUCCGCGGCACUCGCCCGCGCGCGGCAGCACCGAUGGGCUGCACGCCCUGUCUACACUGUGCAAGCGGCACGUCUUCACGCGCGUCACGCCCGCCCUCAGCAACGCGCGCCGCGUGCUCUGGACGCUGUCAAGAAGGUCGCGCUCGUCGCUGUGGCUGGCGCUGCGUUAACUGCUGCAGGGGCUCUCACGGACGCAGCGCCAAGCCACGACGAGCACGAGUUUGUCAACUGGUCGGCCACGCACAAGUGCCGCCCCACGCGUUUCCACGCGCCUGAGUCAGUCGACGCGGUCGAGGAGCUGCUCAAGCGGUACCACGACAAGAGGCAGAAACUGCGCUGCAUGGGCGCAGGCGUCUCGCCCAAUGGAUUGGGCUUCUCCGACAACGUUGCAAGCAGAAAUGACCGCCACGAAGCUCUCAUGUCACUAGCGCUGCUUGACAAGAUCCUCGACGUGGACAUGGCGAGGAAGCAGGUGACGGUAGAGACGGGUAUGAUCGUCGGGGACUUGCUGGACAAGCUGCGCCAGCACGGCUUGACCAUGCAAAACGUUGCGUCCAUUCGUGACCAGCAAGUUGGCGGUAUCUGUCAGGCUGGAUGUCACGGAACAGGAGCGGCCAUCCCGCCCAUUGACGAGCAGAUUGUUGCGAUGGAGAUUGUGACGCCGGCUAAAGGAACGAUGACACUGAGUGCUACGCAGAACCCAGAGCUCUUUGCCCUGGCGAAAUGCGGCCUUGGUGCACUUGGCGUUGUGACUAAAGUGACGCUGCAGUGCGUGCCCAAGCACAAGCUGAUUGAGAGGACUACUGUGACGACGCUCGAAGAGAUCCGGAAGAACCACACCCGCUGGCUCGUCGAGUUUCAGCACCUACGCUACAUGUGGAUCCCGUACACAGAUGCGAUUGUCGUUGUGCAGUGUCGACGUGCGCAAGAAGAUGAACCACUUGACGACAAGCGAUUCCCGCAGGUGCAACACAGCCAUGAGGUGCGUAUGGAGGUUCCUCGGAAAUUGUACAUAGAGCUCACCAAGGGGAAACCAGAGCCAGAUUAUCGCGAUUGGAGCUUCACGAAGAUGCGUGACAAACUGCUCGAGAUCAACCCGCUGGAGAAGCAGCAUGUCAUUCGCGUGAACGAGGCGGAAAAGCAGUUCUGGAAACUCAGCGAAGGCUACCGGGUCGCGUACUCGGACGACAUCGUCGGCUUCGACUGUGGUGGUCAACAGCUCGUCGGGGAGGUCUCGUUCCCGUGUACCGGCACAUUGGAGCUGGACUUUAUGGAGAAGCUUCUCAAGCGCAUUGACGAGGAUGACAUUCCGGCGCAUUCACCGAUUGAGCAGCGAUGGACGGCUCGCAGCACGUCUUCGAUGAGCCCCGCGUCGUCAACGAACCCGGACCAAAUCUUCUCGUGGGUUGGUGUCAUCUUGUACUUACCGACCGCGGAGAAGGAGGUUCGUCAGUCCAUCAGGAAGAGCUUUAUGGAUUACUACGCCAUGUACCGCGACUUCACGGAACCGUAUGGAGCAAUGGAGCACUGGGCAAAAAUUGAGUGGCCCGAAGAUGCUGCUGAACGUCAGAAGAUGCGCAGUCGCCUGAAGAGGAGAUAUCCGCUUGACAAGUUUAAGAAGGCCCGUGACGAGGUGGACCCGCACCAUAUCCUGUCGAACCACAUCGUCGACGAGAUGUGUGCCGCGUAA